AUGGGCAUUGAAAGCAUUAAACUUGAAUUGGGGGAUGCUUCAAAAGAUAGAGUCAACCAACUUAAUACAUUAGAAGAGUUCCGGCUGCGAGUGUAUGAGAGUUCGGCCCUUUACAAGGAGAAAAUGAAGAAGUGGCAUGAUGCCAAAAUCCUUCAGCGAGAGUUUAAAGUUGGCGAUCUUGUCUUGCUUUAUAACUCCUAUUUGAGACUUUUCCCGGGUAAACUCAAGUCGAAGUGGUCAGGCCUAUUCAAAGUGACUCGAGUGCUUACAAAUGGGGCAAUUGAAGAUGAAAGCAAAGAAGGAUCGGCAUUCAAAGUAAAUGGGAAACGCUUGAAGCUCUACUUUGGAUAA
Messenger RNA from Solanum tuberosum (potato), 351 nucleotides. RefSeq lists its product as uncharacterized. Bases 1 to 351 code for a protein of 116 amino acids. The transcript has a single exon. NCBI's taxonomy places the organism in Eukaryota, Viridiplantae, Streptophyta, Magnoliopsida, Solanales, Solanaceae. The record is from RefSeq and is a predicted model, not a curated record.